AUGAGACUCAAACUAAUGGCGCUUUUGGCGUUGGCUGCCAUUGCCUAUGCCAAUCAACAGUACUGUAAAUGUGAAUGUUCAGGCAAUUCUGUCUUGGGCAAGAUCGACAGGUGUGGGUUGUGCAACAGCAGCUGGUGCUUGCAGCAGAACGAUAAGCUCUGCGAGGACGAGGAGGCCGAGGACAUCAUGAUCAGUUGUUUUCAGAUCGAGUCAUCGAAAGAGAAGUUCAUUAUUGUCGUAUUUGUGUUGAGCGUGUUGGCCUUGCUAGUAGCAGGCUACUGGCGGUAA
This is a messenger RNA of Candidozyma auris, 288 nucleotides long. RefSeq lists its product as uncharacterized. The transcript has a single exon. The record is from RefSeq and is a predicted model, not a curated record. Bases 1 to 288 code for a protein of 95 amino acids. NCBI's taxonomy places the organism in Eukaryota, Fungi, Ascomycota, Pichiomycetes, Serinales, Metschnikowiaceae.